AUGUCGUCGUCUGCAGCUGCUCCCACCCCCGAGUCCAAGCUCGCAACCCUCAAGGCCGCCGCCCUCAAAGCCUACUCGCAAAAAGAUUACGCGGUAUCCACCGAGCUCUACGCCAGCGCCUGCGAACUCCAGUCCACUAUCCAUGGCGAGAACAACCCUAAAAACGCGCAUCUGCUCUACCUCUAUGGGCGCUCGCUUUUUGAAGUCGCAGUUAAGAAGAGCGAUGUUCUCGGCGGUGUCAAGGAGGACAACAGCGCCAGCACCAAGGAGGUGAAGAAGGACUCUACAAAGAAGGAAAAGGUAAAGGUAGAGGUAAAGCCAUUGGAAACGGGCCAGAAGGCCGGCUUAUUCCAGUUCAUGGGUGACGAGAAUUGGGACGACACGGACGAAGAGGACGAGGACGAGGAGGACGGCGACGAGAAGGAUGAGAAGGAGAAAGCAGACGAUGACGACGACUUUACGCUCGCGUGGGAGAUACUGGACUAUGCGCGCGUGCUGUUCGAGAAGCAGUUAUCCCCCGAGGCCAAGGCUGAGACAGAGACCAAGGCUGAGACAGAGACCAAGGCCGAGACAGAGACCAAGGCUGAGAACGGAACCACAGAGCCCGGAUCCGCCGAUGCUGCUGCUGACUCCGAGCCCGCCGCCGAGUUGACAGAAGACGAGACCCACUCGCUCAAAGUCAUGCUCGCCGACACCUACGAUAUCCUCGGCGAAGUCUCGCUCGAAUCCGAGUCCUUUGCGCAAGCCGCCAAGGAUCUUGCCUCCGCCCUGGACCUCAAGCUCACCCUCUACCCGCAAGAAUCCACGCUUAUCUCAGAAGCGCACUUCAAGCUCUCCCUCGCGCUCGAGUUUACCGCCGCCGCAGAAGAUGUUUCGCCCAGCGACCGCGCCAAGGGUCGCGAUGCCGCCGCCAAGCAGAUGGAGAAGGCCAUCGCAUCCUGCCGCGCGCGCAUUGCGAAGGAAGAGGCAGAGCUUGGCGUGGACGAGAGUGGUAAAAGGAAAGGGAAGGAGGUGGUCACGAAGAGUCUCAAGGACGCCCGGGAAAUGGUUGAGGAGCUUGAGACAAGACUCGUGGAUCUAAGAACGCCAGAAACGGUACCCGGCCAAGAGAAACUGGAGGGCCUAUUGGGACAGCUGAUCGGCGAGGAUCAGGUCGGCGCCAAGAAGAGGAUCGAGGAGGCCAUGAGUAAGGCCAAUGAUCUGACCGGGCUGGUCAGAAAGAAGGUGAAGGUUGAGGAGCCUGCUCCUACGCCUGCGCCUGCACCCGAAAAGAAGGAGCAGGAGAAGGUAGAUGUUGUGGUUGGCGAGAGCAAGGGCGGCAAGAGAAAGCUUGACGACCUCGCUGAAGAAGCCGCACCAGAAGACCAGAGUGAGAAGAGCGAGGGCGAGAAUAAAAAGGCCAAGGUCGAGACCGAGACAGAGGAGAAGUAA
This is a messenger RNA of Morchella sextelata, 1431 nucleotides long. RefSeq lists its product as uncharacterized. Bases 1 to 1431 code for a protein of 476 amino acids. Lineage: Eukaryota; Fungi; Ascomycota; Pezizomycetes; Pezizales; Morchellaceae. The transcript has a single exon. The record is from RefSeq and is a predicted model, not a curated record. Gene Ontology annotation, biological process: CENP-A containing chromatin assembly; DNA replication-dependent chromatin assembly. Gene Ontology annotation, molecular function: histone binding. Gene Ontology annotation, cellular component: nucleoplasm.